Anopheles marshallii is the source of this 1149-nucleotide messenger RNA. RefSeq names its product titin-like. The record is from RefSeq and is a predicted model, not a curated record. Bases 1 to 1149 code for a protein of 382 amino acids. Gene Ontology annotation, cellular component: neuron projection membrane. The transcript has 6 exons. NCBI's taxonomy places the organism in Eukaryota, Metazoa, Arthropoda, Insecta, Diptera, Culicidae. Gene Ontology annotation, biological process: synapse organization.
AUGUGGCUCGAAAAGCUUGUGCUGGUGUACUUGCUCACCCUGUUCAACUCACUGGAUGGAUACUUUCUGGAUAAUCAUCACCUGCAGAGCAAUGGCCGCCAUCGAAGGAAAGAUUCCAACGAGGCGAAGGCAGCGCACAGAAACUCAUUAGGUCCAUUACAAAGUCAAUUUAUUACUAAGAAUAACACUAGAGUAAUUAGUCAACGAGGAGGCCUAGCGGUGCUGCCCUGCAGCGUCACCAUGACAACACCAGCCACUGUGUCCUGGUUCCGGCGGAAAGACUACCAGCUGCUGACGGUCGGCCUUUCCACGUACAGUAGCGACGAUCGGUUCCUGGUCGAGCAUACGCGCCAUCUCGGCAACUGGGCGCUGCGGAUAAAGAACGCCCGAAAGGAGGACGAAGGACUGUACGAGUGCCAAAUAUCCACCCAUCCACCCCAGUCGAUAUUCAUCGAGCUUAGGAUCGUCGAGGCGGUCGCAGAAAUUCUCGAAUCGCCCGAUUUGCAUAUAGACGAAGGAUCGACACUGCGACUGGAAUGCAAACUGAAACGUGCCACCGAAAGUCCGCUUUACGUCUUUUGGUAUCACGAAGAUCGGAUGGUGAACUACGAUCAGGAGGAUGGCGUGUCCGUGUCGAACAAUAAGCUAGCCUCCAGCAUCCUGUCGGUGCGGAAUGCGACGGCCCGGCACGGCGGCAACUACACCUGUGCUCCGGCCAACGCGCGCCAAUCGAGUAUUUACGUGCACGUGCUGAAAGGUGAAAAGCCAGCCGCAAUGCAUCGCAAUCCAAACGAGAACCCGACGGCAACGUCCGGUGCCAGUGCGACACUGUCACUGACCACCGCAUAUCGGUGCGGUUGGUUACGGCCGGCAGAGGGCAGCACGCUGUGCUGUCUGACGCUGGUUAGCUUGCUUCCUGCCACGAUCAGUCUCAUCACGCUGCUGACAUGCUGGUCGGCACCGUUCGGGAGGGCGCCUGGCACCACCAUCCCGUUGCCAUCCCGACCGAUGGGAGACAAACGACGGCACGAGCCUUACCACGACGCCAGGCGUUCCGGCCGCACCGUACUGCACUGUAUACUAACCGUUCUGCUACACUCCGUUAAGACUAUCUUCAGCAAAAGUAUUAAACUGUUCGAUGUAGUUUAA